Messenger RNA from Pistacia vera, 2024 nucleotides. RefSeq names its product beta-glucosidase BoGH3B-like. Gene Ontology annotation, biological process: glucan catabolic process. The transcript is spliced from 9 exons. Gene Ontology annotation, molecular function: beta-glucosidase activity. The record is from RefSeq and is a predicted model, not a curated record. NCBI's taxonomy places the organism in Eukaryota, Viridiplantae, Streptophyta, Magnoliopsida, Sapindales, Anacardiaceae. The coding region runs from base 36 to 1913 and encodes 625 amino acids.
UUGAUGUUUCUUGGAAAUUCAGGUGUUUUGAAAAAAUGGGCAGAAAUUGGGUCUUCUUGAUGGGGCUUAUGCUUCUGUGUUGCUUAGCAGAAGCAGAAUAUAUGAAAUAUAAAGACCCCAAACAACCGAUAAGUGUUCGAAUCAAAGACUUAAUGAAAAGAAUGACUUUGGAGGAAAAAAUAGGCCAAAUGACACAGAUUGAACGCGAUGUUUCAUCAGCUGAUGUGAUCAAGAAUUACUUCAUAGGGAGUGUCUUGAGUGGAGGAGGGAGUGUUCCAGCUAAAAAAGCUUCAGCAAAGGAUUGGAUUGAGAUGGUGAACGGUUUUCAAAAAGGUGCUUUAUCUACCAGACUUGGAAUUCCGAUGAUUUAUGGUAUUGAUGCUGUUCAUGGCCACAACAACGUUUACAAUGCAACUCUCUUUCCUCAUAAUGUUGGCCUUGGAGCUACAAGGGACCCUGAACUUAUUAAAAGGAUUGGAGCUGCAACGGCACUUGAAGUAAGAGCUACAGGAAUUCCAUAUACUUUUGCACCUUGUAUCGCGGUUUGCAGGGAUCCGAGAUGGGGUCGAUGCUUUGAAAGCUACAGUGAAGAUCCUAAGAUUGUUCGAGCAAUGACUGAGAUUAUACCAGGACUACAAGGAGAUGUUCCUGCUGGCUCUCAAAAGGGUGUCCCGUAUGUCUCAGGAAAAACAAAGGUUGCAGCUUGUGCUAAGCAUUUUGUGGGUGAUGGUGGGACAACCAAUGGCAUAAAUGAAAACAACAAUGUGAUAGACAGACAUGGUUUGCUCAGCAUACACAUGCCAGCCUACUAUGACUCCAUUAUUAAGGGUGUGUCAACUGUCAUGGUCUCAUACUCUAGCUGGAACGGAGUUAAGAUGCAUGCUAACCGCGAUCUUGUAACUGGAUUCUUGAAGAAAACUCUUCGAUUCAGGGGUUUUGUCAUCUCAGACUGGGAGGGUAUUGACAGGAUCACAAGUCCUCCACAUGCUAACUACACAUAUUCCAUUGAAAUGGCCAUCAAUGCUGGCAUUGAUAUGAUCAUGGUUCCAGAAAACUAUACAGAAUUCAUUGAUGGUCUAACAUCCCUCGUAAAGAAAAAUGUCAUCCCCAUGACCCGCAUUGAUGAUGCAGUGAAGAGAAUUCUAAGAGUUAAGUUUGUGAUGGGUCUUUUUGAGAAUCCACUAGCUGAUGAGAGCUUUGUCGACCAGCUUGGAAGUCAGGAGCACAGAGAAUUGGCUCGCGAAGCUGUAAGGAAAUCUCUUGUGCUGCUGAAGAACGGUGAAUCAGCUGAUCAGCCAUUGCUACCUCUUCCUAAAAAGGCAUCAAAAAUACUAGUUGCUGGCACCCAUGCUGACAAUCUUGGUUAUCAAUGUGGUGGGUGGACAAUUGAGUGGCAAGGACUUAGCGGCAACAACAUGACAAGUGGUACUACUAUCCUCACUGCCAUAAAGAAUACAAUUGAUCAACAAACUGAAGUCGUCUUUGAGGAGAACCCAGAUGCCAACUUCGUCAAGUCCAACAAUUUCUCUUAUGCAAUAGUUGUAGUUGGUGAACAUCCCUACGCAGAGACAAAGGGUGACAGCUUGAACUUGACAAUCCCUGAUCCUGGUCCAAGCACCAUCACAAAUGUUUGUGGAGCUGUAAAAUGUGUUGUUGUCGUAAUCUCCGGCCGUCCAGUCGUGCUAGAACCAUAUGUUUCUUCAAUGGAUGCUCUUGUUGCCGCCUGGCUGCCGGGAUCCGAGGGUCUAGGAGUUACUGAUGCUCUAUUUGGUGACUAUGGUUUCAAUGGGAAGCUUCCCCAUACAUGGUUCAAGACUGUUGAUCAGCUGCCUAUGAAUGUUGGUGAUUCACAUUAUGACCCCCUCUUCCCAUUUGGGUUCGGCCUCACUACCAAACCGACGAUGGCUAACUAAGCUAUUUAUCUAUUUUGAAACCAUUUUAAAGAUUUUCAUAUUGUGUAACUAGUAUUUGUAAUUUUUAACAAUAAAUCAAUAGAACAAAAGAAAUGUGACACUGUUGUUACA